Molecule: messenger RNA, 4068 nt
Organism: Vespa velutina
Lineage: Eukaryota; Metazoa; Arthropoda; Insecta; Hymenoptera; Vespidae
Gene: Naglu
Product: alpha-N-acetylglucosaminidase
Exons: 14
Coding region: 1172-3466 (764 amino acids)
Source: RefSeq, a predicted model, not a curated record
AAAGGAUUGAAUUGCUUAAAUAAUUAAAGUCAAAGAAAGAAAGAAAGAUAGAGAAAUAUAAAAAUAGGAAGAGCAACGAUAUAAAAUCUUCUUAUAAUUAAAUUAGAAAAUGUCGAUCGCUCGAUUUCUUCGAACGAAUAAGAAUCGAGGAGUCCGAUUAUAGCACGACAAUAAUCGAUAAAUCAAAAUGUUCUUAUUAUUAGAAUGACGAAAAUAUAAAUUCGUUGAAGCGCACUUAAAAUCAAUUUCUAGCCAUUUUUCUCUAUUAUAUGUAUAUAUAUAUAUAUAUAUAUAUAUAUAUAUGUUUUUUUUAUAAUAUAUAUUAUACAUAUGUAUAUUAUACACAGGCGCAAUGUUUGAUGUAUCAAACAAAGAAAGAAAAAAAGAAAAAGAAAAAGGAAAGAAGAUUUAUUUGAUUAUGCGCCCAAUAAAAAGAGAAGGAAAAGGAAGAAAAGCAAAACAAAAAAAAAAAAAAAAAAAACAAAUAAAUGCCUUACUGUUAAAAAAAAGUAAAGAAAAGAAAAUCUAUAUUGUUUUCGAGGUGUGCGUAAGAGAAUAAUAAAGUUUCACAAAAUGACACAAUUCUUCAAUUUCAAAUUGAAUUCUAAUUAAAUUAAUAUUCCAAUUCAAUUAUUUAUAUAAUAAAAGAAAGAUCGUCGUUUACGUUUGUUAAAAUAAAUAUGAGCAUGGAUGCAUUGGUUGGUUCUCGUUACGUAUUCCCCCGUUUCUUUUCCUCUUGAUUGAUCUGAAUGAACGAAAGAGAGACAGAUAACAAUGAGUAAAAUAUAAGAAAGAGAAAGAGAAAGAGAAAGAGAAAGUGAUCGUUAUCACCGAAUGUAAUAGCAUCGUUUUAACCACUUAAAGUCUCGUUACAGUAGAUGAGAAUUGUAUAUACAUAUAUGAGAACAUACAUACAUAGAUAUGCAUAUAUAUGUAUAUAUAUAUAUAUAUAUAUAUAUAUAUAUGUGAAUAUGUAUGUGUAUUUUAGAGUAGGGAUGCUACAUAACCUGUAGAUGAACUCUAUAUAUGUGAACUCUAUCUCUGUUCUUACUCUCUUAUUUCUUCUUUACUUUCUCUCUCUCUCUCACUCUCUCUCUCUCUCUCUCUCUCUCCCUCUUCAAUCUUUUUUCAUCGUCAGUCUACAAUCAAGAGUCGCCGGUUAUCGUUCAAGAUGACCGGAAUAAUUCCAUGGAUCUGUUUCUGCGCGUUGUUUUCAGGAAUAUUUGCGAGUCAACAUCGAAGAAAGGACGGAUUUCAGAAUACUUUGGGACACUUGAGAACGAAUACACCAACGGAAGUUCAAGAGAAAGCAGCGAGGGAUUUGAUUAGAAGAUUAUUAGGGAAUGACGUAGCUCGUUUAUUCGAUGUCAUCGUCGAUCCUAAUCUCGGUCCUACGGGAAAGGAUACUUUCCAGAUCAAGAAAAAUGAUCUUGAGAAGAUCGAGAUUCGUGGUACCUGUGGGGUCGCUGUUGCAUGGGGUUUGCAUUAUUAUUUGAAGAAUUAUUGCAACGUUCAUAUUUCCUGGGAUGGAAAUCAGAUCGAGCUUCCACAUAUAUUGCCAGAUGUCCAUGUUAGAAUCACGUCGAACGAUAGGUUUAGAUAUUAUCAGAAUGUAUGCACGUUGGGCUAUAGUUCAGUUUGGUGGCAAUGGGAUCAAUGGGAAAGGAAUCUAGAUUGGAUGGCCCUUAAUGGGAUAAAUCUUGCUCUCGCUUUUAAUGGACAAGAAGCAAUCUGGGAGAGAGUUUAUGUCAAAUUGAAUCUAACCGUAGAUGAGAUAGACGAACAUUUUGGUGGACCAGCUUUUCUUCCUUGGACCAGAAUGGGCAAUAUUCGUGGAUUUGGUGGAUCAUUGACUAAUCAUUGGCAUUAUCAAAGUAUUCGUCUGCAACAUCGUAUACUUCAAAGAAUGAGAGAACUCGGUAUUAUCCCUGUAUUACCUGCUUUCGCUGGCCAUGUGCCAAGAGCCUUCGCCAGAUUAUUUCCCAAUGCCAAAAUGGCUAAGAUCGAUAGUUGGAAUAAAUUCGAGGACAGAUAUUGUUGUCCUUACUUGUUGGAUCCUACGGAUGAAUUAUUUCAAAGAGUCGGUGAAAUAUUUUUACGGGCGUACAUCGAAGAAUUUGGAACGAAUCAUAUCUACAAUUGCGAUACUUUUAAUGAAAACGAACCUGGCAAUAGUGAGCUAAGUUAUUUGGAAAACGUUUCAAGGUCAAUUUACACAGUCAUGAGUAACGUCGAUACUCAAGCAAUAUGGUUGAUGCAAGGAUGGCUCUUCGUUCAUGAUUUCACAUUCUGGACCGAGCCCAGAGUGAAAACUUUUUUAACUUCGGUUCCUAUCGGAAAAAUGAUAGUACUGGAUCUACAGUCCGAACAAUUUCCACAAUACGCGAGAUUGAAAUCAUAUUAUGGUCAACCUUUCAUAUGGUGUAUGUUACAUAAUUUUGGUGGUACAUUGGGAAUGUUUGGUUCGGCAGAAAUCAUCAAUAAACGAGUGUUCGAAGGAAGAAAUAUGGCCGAUAGUACGAUGAUAGGAACAGGCCUCACACCGGAGGGUAUUAAUCAAAAUUAUGUCAUUUACGAAUUGAUGAACGAGAUGUCUUAUCGUCGCGAACCCGUUGACCUUGAUUCAUGGUUUGGAAAUUAUGCUACGAGAAGGUACGGCGCAGAAAAUGAGUACGCAACGAGAGCUUGGAAAAAUUUCGGAAAAACAAUAUAUAAUUUUGUCGGAUUAGAAAAGAUUAGGGGAAAGUACGUCAUUAGCAUGUUGCCGAGUUUAAAACUAUAUCCUUGGACUUGGUACGAACCGGAUAAAUUUUUAAACGAUUGGAAUACAUUAAUGAUGGCACGAUACGGAAGAGGGAAUAGUACUCUUUAUAAACACGACGUUGUCGAUAUAACGAGACAAGCACUUCAAUUAAUGGCCGAUCGGGUUUACGCGAAUAUCGUUGAUUCGUUUAAUAAGAAGAAUCUAACAGCAUUACGAUCGCAUUCCUCUAUGAUGUUCGAUAUAUUCGACGAUCUCGAAAUGAUUCUGGCAUCGAGUAAAGACUUUUUAUUAGGUGUAUGGUUGAAAGAUGCAAAAGCUAUGGCAAAAGAUAAUAAUCAAAAGGAACUCGAUACAUACGAGUAUAACGCGAGAAAUCAGAUCACCCUAUGGGGACCGAACGGUGAAAUAAGAGAUUAUGCUAACAAACAAUGGUCCGGGAUCAUUAUCGAUUAUUUUAAACCAAGAUGGAUGAUAUUUCUCAAAGCACUCGACGAUACUCUCGUUAAGAAAAUAAAACUUAAUGUGACCGAAAUUAAUGAGAAAAUUUUUAUUAACGUCGAGGAACCAUUUACACGAUCCAAAAAGAUUUAUUCAACCGAACCGAAAGGCGAUUCCAUCGAUAUAGCUAUGAAAAUGAUCAAGAAAUGGUACAAAUCAAAUUUAACGAUGAAAAUUCGAGGAUCAAGAAAAUCACGUGUCUGAUAUUUAAUUUCAUUCUUUCAAUUUCAUCGAUAUUUUCAAUCAUAUUAAUUAUAUAUUUAGUUUUUUAUUAUAUCAUUAUCUAUAAAAUUUCUAUGUUAUCUUAUCUUAUCGAUACCUUUGUAUAAAGAUUUCUUCUGUAAUAUUUACAUUAAUUUUUAUGUAUCAAGAGAUCAAGCAUAAACUUACCUUACAUUUCUCUCUCUCUCUCUCUCUCUCUUUUUGUUAAAAAGUCAAACAAUUAGAUCUCCAGAAGAUGCACGUUUAUUGUUAUAUAAUAUAUUGUUACAUAGGUCCUGAGCAAUAUGAUUAAUAAAUUUUCUUGGAUUGGGAGAAGGAUAAGAGAAAAAAAAUAAAUUAAAUGGAAUGAUGCAACACAGUUGACAAUUGUUUCUUCCUUCGUUUCUUCAUAUUUUUACGAUAACACAGUACGGUACAAUGGUCGAAUUAUGUAAAUUACAAAGUUCGAUAUGAAGAAAAUACAUUGAAUUGAUUCGAGCAAAUAGAAGAAUAAAAUACGAUACAUUGAACUUAUCAACUUAUCAAGAGAGUUUAAAUAUUAAUUCCUUUUUUUUUUCUCUCUCUCUCUUUUCCGUCCGAGUCAA